AUGUAUCACAAUGAAGAUAGAAAAGAUGCAGUAGAACAAGAAAUGAAAUAUUUACACGAUUUACAAUUAGUUCAAAUAAUUAUUAGUGAAAUAUUUCGUCGAAAAUCCAUUGGACUUGUUUCGAAAAAUGAAGAAAAAUCUGAGCGAAUCGAAUUAAAUAAUUUACUUCAUCAAUUGACUGAAAUACCUGAAUGUGCAGAAAAAACUGUAAUGGAAUUAUUAGAAUAUUUUUAUCGAAAAUUAUUAAAUGAUAAUACAAAUGAAACGAUGUUCAAUUCGAUUCGUUCAAAAUUAACUAAAGUACAAAAUCAACUUCAAGAUGAAGAUUUAUCUUCAGAACAAAUAAAAAUAAAACUACAAGAGAUAAAUCGAACAAUUGAUAAUCAAGAUUGUUCAGUUAUUCUUUACAACUUAAACAAAAUCUUAAAACUAAUUCGACCGUUAAAUCUACAAGAAAUACAACGAUAUAUUAAAAGAUCCGAACAAACAGCCGAUUUAAUUCAUGACAAAGAUAUUGUUCUCUUAAUCGGCAUUACAGGUAGUGGAAAAUCAACAACUGUUCAGUUUCUUACUGGUACUAAAAUGAAAGAAACACGAGUAGAAAUUUGUUCUAGAAAGUUUUUAAAACAUAUAACUACAGAUGGACCUAUAAAUAAUCCUGGAUUGAUCGAUGUCAAAAGUAGUCCAUUCAGUAAAUCUGAAACUCGUUUUAUAAUUCCAGUUACAAUUUCAUUAAAAGAUAUUUUUGGUUCUUAUGAAACGAAUGAAAUUAUUUUAUGUGAUGCACCUGGUUUUGGUGAUACAAAAAGUCCAGAAAUUGAUAUUUCAAAUUGUAUAGGAGUUAUCAGAGCUUUGAAAUCUUGUAAAAGUGUUAGCAUUUUAGCUUUAUCAAGUUAUCAAAGUUUAGGAGAUCGAGGAGAAGGUAUUCAACAAUUAAUUCAUAUUUUAAUCAAUAUGAUUCAUGGAAUUGAAAAUCGAUUAAAUUCAAUUUUAUAUGGAUUUACAAAAUAUCCAUCAGAAAUAGAUAUUCAUGCAGUUUUAUUUGAUAUCAAAGCUUCAAGAAUCGAUUCAGAUCCUUUAUUAAGAUCAAAUACUGCACUUAUCUCAAUAUUAAAUGAUAUGAUUGAAAAAACACGAAUUGAUCCAAUAAGAAUUGAUCCUAUUCAUGGAGAUAUCAAAAAUAUUAUUGAAAAAUUAAAAAAUCUUCGAGGAAUUCAUUAUCCUGAUGAAGUUUUUCAAUUUUCUAUUAAUCAACAAACACAAAUAAUCAUCUCCAAUCAAAUUAAUCGAUACAAAUCUUCUAUUAUUUAUGCAUUAAAGCAUAAAAAUGCUUUACUUUCAUAUUAUUAUUCAAAUCAAUUCAAAAUUUUCUCUGAUAUCAUCGGACAGCAGUCCACUGAAGAUCAAUAUAAAGAUUCAUUACGAUUAAUUAAUGAAAAUAUUAAAGAAUAUUCUCAUAAAAUAAUUGAAGAACUGGAUUAUUUUUUAAAAAAUCAUCAUCAGUUGAAAAAUGAAGAUAUCCAAGAAUAUGAAACAGCAUAUAAAUAUAUUAAAGAAAUUCAGGAAUAUUUUCAAUCGGAUAAUUUAUUUAUUGAAAAUUUUCGUAUUCGAUUAGAAAAUCUUAAUUCUACACGUGAUUUAUUUCAUCCUUCAAUUGGCAUUUAUUUAGAAAAUCUUCAUCUUAUUCAAAACUAUUUCCAAGAAUUUCGGGAUUUUUAUAUAAAAUACUGUGAAGAGUUAUACGAAAAAUUUGAAUACAACUUUGGACAAUCAUUUGAAGAGAUGGUUUUAAAUAAAGAGUUUCAACAAAUAAAUGAGAUUCUUGAUAAAAUAUUCCAAUUAAUUCCAAUAUUAAAUGAUCAUCUAAAUAAGAAAAUUGAAAAAAAAUAUUUUGAAAUUAUUCAAAUUAUUCUUAAACAUUUAGAAAAAAUAUCUAUUGAAUCGAAAUCUAUUUUAUUAAGACCAAAUUUAACUGAGAACGAUAUUAAAUCAAUUGAAAAUGAGUUCGUUUUAUUAAAAUUAGCAAAAGAAACAAAAUUAUUUGAAAAACAUAUAAAAAAUUUCAAUGAAAUUUAUAAUGAAUUAAUUGAAAAUUUGAUAAAAUAUGUUGAUGAAACUGCUCUAAGAAUAGAAGAAUUUUUAAAUCAAAAUUCCUAUUAUUAUUUUGAUUCAAUUGAACAGUUAAUUUAUCAAUUUGAAUUAAUUCGUACAUUACCUGAUAUGGAAUUAAAAACUAAUCGAAAUUUUUAUCGAACUAUCGAAUUAAUUCAUUUUUCAAUUAAAAAAUUACGAAACGAUAUUCAAUAA
Messenger RNA from Adineta steineri, 2307 nucleotides. NCBI's taxonomy places the organism in Eukaryota, Metazoa, Rotifera, Eurotatoria, Adinetida, Adinetidae. The record is from the annotation of a GenBank genome assembly.